Messenger RNA from Triticum aestivum (bread wheat), 679 nucleotides. RefSeq names its product E3 ubiquitin-protein ligase Os04g0590900. NCBI's taxonomy places the organism in Eukaryota, Viridiplantae, Streptophyta, Magnoliopsida, Poales, Poaceae. The record is from RefSeq and is a predicted model, not a curated record. The transcript has a single exon. The coding region runs from base 36 to 596 and encodes 186 amino acids.
UAGAGUUAGUUUGCAGUUUUGCUACACACGCACCGAUGGCUCGGUGGCCGCCGGGCUUCCCCGGCUUUCCCCUCCCUCCACCGACGUGGCCAUACCGUCCUUCCAUGCCGCCGCCGCCGCCACCGUCCGGCGGUUCGUCUCAAGGCAGGACCGUCGCCGGCACCUUCGGCGGCCUCGUCGCCUGCUUGCUCGUUGGCCUCGCCGUGUGCAGCCUCUGCAAGAGGCGUCGCAACAGCCGCGCCCGCGCCGCGGCCGCUCCGGCGCAGAGCGUGGCCGCAGCCGAUCGGGCGCAGAACCUGACGGAGAGCGGCGGCGUGCGCGUCGACGUGCGGCAGCUUCACCGGGCCUGCGCCGUCAGCCCGACGGCCGGGCUCCCGGCGUUCACGUACAGCCUGUCGGUGAAGCACAACGUGAGUGGCGGAGGGGAGGAGGCGGCGACGUGCUCGGUGUGCCUCGGCGCGAUGCAGGUCGGCGAGACGGUGCGGCUGCUGCCGGCGUGCCUGCACCUGUACCACGCGGAGUGCAUCGACCCGUGGCUGGACGCGCACUCGACGUGCCCGCUCUGCCGCUCCGACACCGACCCGGCCGCUGUAUAGCUAGAUGCACAUUUUGAGGGGUGUUAAUUUUGUUAGAUUGAUUUUGCUUUCUGUAUAUAUUGAAAAAUACGUCUACUCAAUUA